ACAGGGAUCUGAGUCCUGGUGCACAUCAAUCGGCGAUGUUGACUCUGUGGCCCCCUUAGGCAUGUGGUCUGGCGCGUAGCCUGAGCGCAUUAAAACCCCGCAGGCCGUCCUUUUGAUGAACAACAAUUGCUGUAGAUCGAAUUUCCCCAUUCUUAGAAUUGAACGUCUCUAUUUCCCCCCUGCUCGGUGAAAUCAUUUUUCUGAUUAGGAUAUAGACUAUUCGGUGAGAACCAUGGUCAAGCGCUUCUUCUUGAGACGUGCUCAAGCCACGGAUGAUGCUCAUUCCAGGCUUCCACCAGAGCGGCAUUCAGACACAAGCGAUGCCGGAACAGACGGGCAGACGGCACCGCCCCCUUACAGAAGCCAGUCGCCAUCGCUGUCAUGGCUACGGCUGAGAUCGCACUCUCGCUCUUCGGUCUCGACACCACGCCCAUUACGUGCCAAGUUUGGGCUGCAUGUCGUGCACCAGCCCAAGGUGGCCGCACCAGUCGAUAUAAUAUUCGUCCACGGUCUCGGGGGCGACCGUGUCUUGACGUGGUGCAAUAACCAUGAUGAGGGGCAGUUCUGGCCGGGGCUAUGGCUUCCACAAGAGCCAGGGAUAUCGAAAAGCCGUAUUCUUUCAUUCGGGUAUGAUGCAGGCUUUGGCAAAGGUGCAGUUGGAAACAUUUACAGGAUCUCCGACUUUACUAAAAGCCUCCUGCAUGAGAUGAGAUCUGCGCAGGACCCUGAUGGAAACCCCUUGGGCAUUGGAAAGGUCCCGAUCAUCUUUAUCGUUCAUUCUAUGGGUGGACUGGUGGCCAAGUCCGCAUUUCUCCUAGGACAAAAUGACGAGAACUAUAAGGAUAUCAUCCGGUCGAUAAGAUGCAUGAUGUUCCUUGCUACACCUCAUAGGGGUGCUGAGCAUACCACUGCACUUAAUAACUUACUGAAGGUAAGCUUCCAAUCGCUGAGGGACUUCAUCGACGAGCUUCAACGAGGCUCGCCAGCGAUUGACUCGAUCAACGACCAAUUUCGUCACGCCGCCUCAAGGCUUAUUGUCGCUUCCUUUUACGAAAGCCGUGUGACCAAGAUUGGAGGCUUGGGCGUCAUGGUGGUCCCCAAAGAAUCUGCUAUACUUGGCUGGCAAUUCGAACAUUUUGUGAAACUGAAAGCCAAACAUCAUGGCGUUUGCAAAUAUGAAAGCCGGGAUGAUGCCAACUAUGUGACCGUACGGAAUACAUUGGCGGCUUUUGUUGCCGACCUCCGGCCAAAAGGUAUGGAGUUCGCUAAUACACUAAUUACAGAGGAGUCCAAGAUGGAAAAGUUCCUAGCAGUUACUCCUACCUUUCAGGAAGAUUUCCUUUAUUUUCAUUCUCGAUGGGCCGGAGAUCAACUAAAAGAGUCGGUCAGCAUCUUCUUACGGACGAUGGCGUUGCAGCUGGUCAUUGAUGUCCCAGCCUUCCGAGCCAGCCUCACAGACCUAGCUGAUUACCGUUUGAAUUUGUCAAUUUCUAGCACUUCAGAUGUUUUCCGGGCACUGUUUGAAGCUACGUGUCCGGGAAUCAGGCUCCCUGGUCCUCUUUUCUGGGUAAUAGACGGCUUGAAUGAAUCCGAGUUCCCUCAAGCUGUACUUCAGUAUAUCUCUCGAUUGAGAGAAUUGAUGCCUAUGAUCAGGAUAUUUGUGACUAGCAGAGGGCCUGACAAUUUCAUUGCUGAUGGUAACAAAGCAUCUGAAGUGUUGGGAACAUUAUGCACGCAUGGUACAGCGACCCCUACUCAACGUGAUAUUCGAUACUACGUGGAACGGACGAUUGAAAAAAUGGACGGCACGCCUACAAUGAAGGAACGAAUUCUGUUAGAGAUCCUCAAUCAGGCCCAUGAAAGCUUUCUCUGGGUGCAUUUGGUCCUCGACGAAAUUCAGGCAUGCCACACCGAGGAAGCGAUCCUUGAAAAGGUGCAACAACUCCCCCAAAAAAUGAAUCAGCUAUAUGAGCGGUUGGAGGAUGCAAUAUUGGCCUCUCCUCGCCUUGAAGAUAGGCAUCUUGCACGAACGUUUCUGCAGUGGACAGUCUGUGCACAACAAACUAUGACCCUGGACGAAAUGGAUCAAGCGUUGAAGUUGAAAGUCGUGGAUAUACGCAAGGCUAUCCUGCGUGUACGUGGACAGUUCAUUACGGUUGAUCCAUCUGGAGGCGUGAGGUUGAUCCAUCAAACCGCCCGGGAAUACCUUAUGCACUCCAAGAGCGAGAUUGCGGUUGAUUUGAAGAAGAGCCACAGUAUGCUUUUGGAAACUAGUAUAACAGCCCUGUGUGCGCCCGGCCUUCAGUCCAAAGUAAGCAAAGAAGAAAAUGCGCUGCGACGAUCCGAGCCUUUCCUUGUGUAUGCGGCUACUUCGUGGACUUUUCACCUUCAGAAUUCCGAAUGGAUGAGUGAUGAAACGCUAGAUCUUCUCUGCACCUUCUUCAAAAGCCGAUCGGUUCUUGUUUGGAUCCAUAUUCUCGGUCUCGUGGAUCGUCAGGAUAUAUUGGUUAAAGCGGCCGGUGUGCUGUCGCGUUACGUCAAAACUUGUCGACGCCUUAGCACAUCAGAAAACCCAAUACUAUUACACAAACUUGCCGACGUGAACUAUCUUGAUAAAUGGGGCGUGGACUUAGCUAAGGUUAUAGGCAAGUUUGGCAGGCAUUUGUCAUCACACCCAACAUCUAUAUAUAACCUUGUCCCACCAUUCUGUCCCUCUGACUCCAUUAUCCAUCAGCAGUUCUACAAGGAAGAGUCAGCCGAUGUGAUUGUCCAAGGGGCCUCACAAAAAGAAUGGAGCGAUAAUCUGGUCCAGAUACCGUUGCCACAAGACGAGAGAGGUAUAAAAUUAUCAUGCUCUACUCGAUACAUUGCCGUAUUAUCUAUCUCAGGGACGACUUUCGUGUGGGAUAAUAUUUCAUUCAGGCUCGUUUGCACUUUGCGACAUCAAGAAGCUGUGACGGCAAUGUCCUUCAAUCGACGGGGAGAGAAGAUCAUAACCUUCGGACUACAGACUACCAAGCUGUGGUCAAUUCCAACUGGAGAUGUGUGGGUCACCAUCAUCAAUCCUGUGGACAGCAGAGCACUGGCAAUCGCUUUUGGGGAAGCGGAUGAUAGGGUUUUUGUAGCCUGCACCAAUCGCCAGAUACACUGUCUCAACCUUACAGAUCCCACUACUGGAUGGAACCUUCUCAGUCACGAAUUGCUCCGCGAGACGCCCGAAAUUGAUGGCACUGUUGUGAACUCCCCGGUGUGCGUCGCAUUCAAUGGAAAUGCAACCCAGGUUGGAGUGUCAUAUCGUGGGUUCCCACUCUCGGUCUGGGACUUGGGCGAAAUGAAAUGCAUCAAGCGAUGUAAGCGGCCCACGGGCGCCCAACCGGACGCCCUCCGCCGGCCGAUUGGUUGGUUUGCCGUGGAUAGACUUACCUGGAACCCUAAUACAGGCCAUAUCGUCGGCCUGUACAAAGAUGGCACAGUUUUCAAGUGGCAUCCGCUGACAAAUGAGUAUCAGGAAGCCGCGUGUAUAGCAGAUGAAGUUGCUGUAAGCCUGGAUGGACGCUUUUUCCUCACGAGCAGCAGCAACGGGGCCGUGAGAGUGUGGAACUUUGCCUUACUCAACGUAAUAUUUCAGCUUUCGUUGGGUGACCUGGUUAGCGAACUGGCCUUUAGCUCAGAUAACAGCACGUUCUACGACAUUCGGUGGUCAUCGCUGAAUGUCUGGCAGCCUAACAGCAUGCUGCGCCUUUUGGAGGAAGAUGAGUCAUUCAGCAAUACAUCCGGCGAAUACCAUCAACAUGUGUCCACGUGUCAUGUAUCUGAAACAUGUUCUGUCCCUUAUGCAGCGGUGUCUGUGGUUGAGACCGCAGCAGGGGCCAGUACCUCAUUCUGCUUUGGGAACGAUGAAGGGGUUGUCUCUCUGUUCGACGCUUACUCGGGUAAGCUGGCUGAGAUUAUUCGCUUUCCGAAUUCUACCAGCGUGAGCUGCCUAGGAUGGAGCAACAGCUCCACGCAUCUGGCAUGCGCCGACCUAACCGGAGAGGUUGCGGUACAUUACAUUGCUGGGACUUGUCCCACAGUUCAAGUUCACUCCCGACCAAUGCCACAAAUUACCAAAGAAACCAGCAGCAUCCAUGACUUGAUUUUCAACCAGGAUUGCUCUCUCUUACUGGUUAUCUCGGGGCUGACUGGCUAUAUUUGCUCCGUUGAGGACGGCACUGUUAUCAGUACUCGAACUCUAGCUCGGGAUGGCUAUCGAAAGUGGAUCGGCCAUGCUGCAGAGCCAGCAAUCCUCCUUGCGAUUGGACCUGAUGAGACCACCGCUUAUCUGUGGGCAGACUUUUCCAUGGUCACUAAUUGGCCAUACAACUAUGAGGCUAAACCGUCGGAACCCAUAGCUGAGCAGCGACAGAUCUGGGCGUCGCCUGUCAUGGGCUGUGCGAUGAUUGCUCAGGAUCGCCGACAUGCUCUUGUGCAUCGGCCAGAGUGUGAUAUCAUCGUCGACCUGGCAACUCUGGAACUAGUGAACGGGCAUCCUACGCGCUCGUACCUACUCGCCCAUCGCGUACCUUUUGAGAUCUCCAGUCAGAUCUACAUCCCCCUGGGGAUACUUCCGGGGUUGCGAUUAGUCUUUUUUGAUGAAGACUUAUGGAUUUGCACCUAUUCGCUGCUGACCCCGCCUCGGGGAGGAACCCUUGAGCGCCAAUUCUUCGUCCCCCGCGACUGGGCCAACACGGUGACUCUAAAGCAGUGUCGGAUCCUCCAGGACGGCACUCUUCUCUGUCCCCGAGAAGGUGGAGUUGCCGUGAUUAUGACGGGAUUGCUUUCGGGAUUUUAG
Messenger RNA from Aspergillus sclerotioniger CBS 115572, 4831 nucleotides. RefSeq lists its product as uncharacterized. The record is from RefSeq and is a predicted model, not a curated record. Bases 233 to 4831 code for a protein of 1532 amino acids. NCBI's taxonomy places the organism in Eukaryota, Fungi, Ascomycota, Eurotiomycetes, Eurotiales, Aspergillaceae. The transcript is spliced from 3 exons. Gene Ontology annotation, molecular function: protein binding.